UCAGAAAGCCGGCUGAGCUCACGCACGUACUCACGCGCAUGCUGCUGCUGUGGCUCAGAGCUCUGUGCCGGCGUUUCCAGCAUGUUCCCCGCCGCGUCCCCUGCCGCCAGGUGUCCCGGGGCGCGAAGGCGAGCAGAGCUGGGUGGGAAGAAACGAGGAAGAGCAGUGUGAAGUGGCAGCAGCUGGAGCACAAGGGCCCAUACUUCACCCCGGCCUAUGAGCCCCUUCCUGACGGAGUGCACUUCUUCUAUGAUGGCAAGCCGGUGCAACUGAGCUUGGCAGCGGAGGAGGUCGCUACCUUCUAUGGGAAAAUGCUGCAUCUUGAGUGUACGACCAAGGAAGUCUUCCGGAGGAACUUCUUCAGUGACUGGCGGAAGGAGAUGACAGCUGAGGAGAGGAAACUCAUCACACACCUUGACAAAUGCGACUUCACGGAGAUCCAUAGGCACUUCAUGGAAAGGGCUGAGGCCCGCAGGACCCUGCCCAGGGAGCAGAAGCAGAAGCUAAAAGAAGAGGCCGAGAAGCUUCAGCAGGAGUUUGGCUACUGUGUUUUAGAUGGCCACAGAGAAAAAAUAGGCAAUUUCAAGACGGAACCACCCGGCUUGUUCCGUGGCCGAGGUGACCAUCCCAAGAUGGGGAUGGUGAAGAGGAGGGUCAUGCCAGAGGAUGUGGUCAUUAACUGCAGCAGGGAUUCUAAGAUCCCUGAGCCCCCAGCCGGUCACCAGUGGAGAGAGGUCCGCUCAGAUAACACCGUCAUGUGGCUGGCUGCCUGGAUGGAGAACAUCCAGAACUCCUUCAAGUACAUCGUACUAAACCCCAGCUCCAAGCCUAAGGGGGAAAUGGAUUGGCAAAAGUAUGAGGUAGCACGGCGCUUGAAGGGGGUUGUGGACAAGAUCCGUGCUCAGUAUCAGGCUGACUGGAAGUCACCAGAAAUGAAGAAGAGGCAGCUGGCCGUGGCCCUAUAUUUUAUUGAUAAGCUGGCACUGCGGACAGGAAACGAGAAGGAAGAGGGGGAGACGGCUGACACCGUGGGCUGCUGCUCGCUCCGUGUGGAGCAUGUCCGACUGCACGCGCCCUCCGCAUGCGGCCAGGGGCACGUCGUGGAGCUGGACUUCUUGGGAAAGGAUUCCAUUCGCUAUAAGAACCAUGUGACGGUGGAGAAGCUUGUGUUCCAGAACCUUCAGCACUUCAUGGAAGACAAGGGCCCUAAGGACGACCUCUUUGAUGCACUGACAACUUCCAGCCUGAACAAGCACCUGCAGGACUUGAUGGAGGGGCUGACGGCCAAGGUGUUCCGGACCUACAAUGCCUCUGUCACUCUGCAGGAGCAGCUGCGGGUGCUGACGCGUGCUGAAGACAGCCUAAUCUGCAAAGUCUUAGCUUACAACCGGGCGAACCGGGCUGUGGCGGUCCUCUGUAACCAUCAGAGAGCGGUUCCCAAGACCUUCGAGAAGUCGAUGCAGACACUCCAAAAUAAGAUUGAAGCAAAGAAGGCACAGGUGGCUGAGGCGCGGGUGGAGCUACAGAAGGCGGAGACUGACCUCAGAAUCCUGGACCGCAAACCCAAAAGCAGCGUCCUUCAGAAGCAGCGGCGGUUACUGAAGCUGGAGGAACAGCUGGCCAGACUGUGCGCGAAGGCCACAGACAAGGAGGAGAAUAAGCAGGUGGCCCUGGGCACCGCCAAGCUCAACUACCUGGACCCCAGGAUCAGCAUUGCCUGGUGUAAGAGAUUUGAAGUGCCUGUAGAGAAGAUCUUCAACAAGACCCAGAGAGAGAGGUUUGCCUGGGCCUUCAACCAGGCAGGCGAAGACUUUGAAUUCUAAGCAGCCUCUUUGCCACUGGAACUUAACUUUCUCACUGUGAAGCAGUAUUGCAGUUUUCUAUAAUAAAAUGUUGGGGGAA
Messenger RNA from Apodemus sylvaticus (European woodmouse), 1902 nucleotides. It is a transcript of the gene Top1mt, whose product is annotated as DNA topoisomerase I mitochondrial. Gene Ontology annotation, molecular function: DNA topoisomerase type I (single strand cut, ATP-independent) activity; DNA binding. The transcript has 14 exons. NCBI's taxonomy places the organism in Eukaryota, Metazoa, Chordata, Mammalia, Rodentia, Muridae. Gene Ontology annotation, cellular component: mitochondrial nucleoid; chromosome. Gene Ontology annotation, biological process: DNA replication; DNA topological change. The record is from RefSeq and is a predicted model, not a curated record. The coding region runs from base 39 to 1823 and encodes 594 amino acids.